Molecule: messenger RNA, 894 nt
Organism: Rotaria sp. Silwood2
Lineage: Eukaryota; Metazoa; Rotifera; Eurotatoria; Philodinida; Philodinidae
Source: the annotation of a GenBank genome assembly
AUGGAUCAACCACUUGAUUUGACUCUAUCAAAUAAUGAAAUGAUUAAAAAAAAGAAAUUUACUAUUGAAUAUUUAACAUCAAAUAAUACUAAUGAAUAUGAAACAACAUUAUUAACUAAACAUAAUUCUUGUUUAACGUAUUUAAAUCCAUUAACUCCACCAUUACAUCCAUUGGAAAAUCAAUUAAAUCAUAAUUAUAAAUGUUUUUCUAUUAAUUCAGGAGUAAAUGAACAUAUCGUACCAAAUAUUCGUAGUCCACCAUCAACUAAUGGAACUUUAGAAAUGGUUAAUGGUGGACAUGGAAUUAAAAAUCCUUUAUUUGAUUGUGCAACAGAAGCAUUACAAAUUCAAUAUACUAAUGAACUGAAUCAUGGUGAAGAAUUUUUCUGUGGUUUAUGUACAAAAAAAUUUAAACUUCAACGACUAUUAAAUCGACAUUUAAAAAAUCAUAGUCAAAUAAAACGAUAUUUAUGUACAUUUUGUGGUAAAGGAUUUAAUGAUACUUUUGAUCUUAAACGACAUACAAGAACACAUACAGGUGUUCGUCCGUUUAAAUGUAAUCGUUGUGAAAAAGCUUUUACACAACGUUGUAGCCUUGAAUCUCAUCAACGAAAAGUUCAUGGAUUAGCUCAUAAAUUUGGUUAUAAAACUCGUCGAAAUAAAUUAUAUGUUUGUGAAGAUUGUGGACAUACAUCAACUGAUCCAACAGAACAUUAUGAACAUAUUAAAAUCUUACAUCCAUAUUCUACAUUAGUGCAUCGUCAAUAUGAUAGAAGACAAUUUAAAUUUGAUUCGAAUUCAUCAUCAACAUCAUCAUCCCAUAAUAAUACAAUAAUUAGUGCAUCCGAAAGAUCUGUUUUAUCACCAUUUAAAAUUGAAAUCGAUUCGGAUUAG